Molecule: messenger RNA, 1578 nt
Organism: Diospyros lotus (date-plum)
Lineage: Eukaryota; Viridiplantae; Streptophyta; Magnoliopsida; Ericales; Ebenaceae
Product: glycolate oxidase
Exons: 12
Coding region: 203-1309 (368 amino acids)
Molecular function (GO): oxidoreductase activity; FMN binding
Source: RefSeq, a predicted model, not a curated record
AUAUAAUUGAAGGUGUACAGAAAAGUAUACAGUAGCAUUUUCCAUUUGUUUAUUCGCUUCUUUGUUUUUUGUUUUGUUUUCCUUUUUCAACCACCCUUAAACUUCGCUGCCCGGCUCUUCAGUUUCGUACUUUCACGGACUUCUUUGUUCAGCGCAGGAGACCAAGAACUUCCUGGUAUACCAGAAAUAGUGCUUCAGAGAAAUGGAUGAGAUAACCAAUGUUAUGGAGUAUGAGGUCAUUGCAAAGGAGAAGUUACCAAAGAUGGUCUAUGACUACUAUGCAUCAGGCGCAGAGGAUCAAUGGACUCUUAAAGAAAAUAGAGAUGCAUUCUCAAGGAUUUUGUUUCGACCUCGCAUUCUUAUUGAUGUAAGCAGUAUAGACAUGACAACAAGUGUCUUGGGCUUCAAAAUUUCAAUGCCAGUCAUGGUAGCUCCAACAGCUUUCCAGAAAAUGGCCCACCAUGAAGGAGAGUAUGCAACAGCAAGAGCAGCCUCUGCAGCUGGCACAAUUAUGACAUUGUCCUCAUGGGCUACUUCCAGUGUGGAAGAGGUUGCUUCAACAGGGCCUGGCAUUCGCUUUUUUCAGCUCUACGUUUUUAAAGACAGGAAUUUAGUAGUACAACUCGUUAGAAGAGCUGAAAGGGCUGGUUUCAAGGCAAUUGCCCUUACUGUGGAUACUCCAAGGCUUGGCCGUAGAGAAGCUGAUAUUAAAAAUAGAUUUUAUCUACCACGGCAUUUGACAUUGAAAAACUUUGAGGGACUAGAUAUUGGCAAGAUAGAUAAGACCAGUGACUCUGGACUAGCUUCUUAUGUUGCCAGCCAAGUUGAUAGGUCUCUUAGCUGGAAGGAUGUGAAGUGGCUUCAGACUAUUACCCAUUUACCAAUCCUAGUGAAGGGUGUCUUAACUGCCGAGGACGCAAGGCUAGUAGUAGAAGCUGGAGCAGCAGGAAUCAUCGUGUCAAAUCAUGGAGCUCGGCAACUUGAUUAUGUCCCUGCAACAGUUAUGGCUUUGGAAGAGGUUGUUAAAGCUGCCGAAGGCCGAGUUCCCGUUUUUCUGGAUGGUGGGGUGCGGCGAGGAACAGAUGUUUUCAAGGCGAUGGCUCUUGGGGCAUCUGGAGUCUUUAUUGGGAGACCAGUGGUGUUUGCAUUGGCUGCUGAUGGAGAGGCUGGUGUGAGAAAGGUACUUCAAAUGCUCCGCAAUGAGUUUGAGCUAACCAUGGCGUUAAGUGGUUGCCGCUCGCUCAAGGAGAUUACUCGCAAACACAUUGUGACCCCAUGGGAUCCUCCUCGUAUGGCGCCCAGGUUGUAGAGGUAAUCUCAUUCCUGAGAGGCUCUGAUCUUCUGAAAGGAUAAAUUUCAAGAGCUGCUAUUUCUCUAGAAUAAUGUUUUGAAACUGAUGGUUUCUAGGAAAAAACUGAAUAAAAUGAUAUUUGUGGUUCAGAGCUGCCAUUUAUGUGUAUACCCUUCUUGAACCAGAAUAUAUGAUUCUGUUUCUCACUGAACCUUUUUCCUUUGAUCAUCUUCAAAGGACAUGGUUUUAGUUUAAAAGUAAUAAAAGUGUGAUUGAAUGUACUGCUA